AUGCAGACCUACAGAUGUCUGUUUUUCGAGCGCACAAGCAAGAUCGCUGAGCGGUCACUGUACGAAAUAUACGAUUUGGCGGCGGACUACUCGGCCCUUUCGAAGAUUGAUACGACGGGCGAAUCCGAUGAUAAUCAGGUGACUCUUCGCACUACGUUCGGCUCGGCUGCUUCGCACAACGGACGUGCCUGUACUGACCUCAACUGGUCACCACACAAACUUGAACUAUUUGUGUGCGCGUACGCGGACACCCCCCGUAUUGGAGGCCCCACAAAUGCGGAGCCCGAUGGUAUUGUGGCUGUGUGGAAUGUGAAUGUUCCCAGCAGCCCGGAGUUUGUCUUCUACUGCCAGUCUGCUGUGAUGUCUGUGUCGUUCUCGCCUUACAGGCCAAGUCUGAUUGUGGGCACGCUAUAUACCGGGCUGAUUGUGGUGUGGGACAUGAGCUCGGCAUCUGGCCCUGUCCAACGAACACCGGUGCAAAGGUCGAAGCUAUCGAAGAAAAGCAGUACCAAGAUGCACGGACACUCACACCCUGUGUACUGCCAGGGAUGGGUGGGCACCCAGAAUGCACACAAUCUUAUCACCGUCUGCAACGAUGGCAAGCUCUGCGUGUGGAACCCGGACAAUAUAGACGAGCCCAUUGAGGCGCAAGAUCUAAAGAGAAGUGCACUGAAUUCUAAUCUGCCGGUCACAUCCAUCGCAUUUGCGGAUGGUGAAAUGAGUGAAUUCGUGGUCGGUGGUGAAGAUGGUGGCCUGUAUGCUGUACCAAGAUACGUCAUCAAUCCAAAGCAAAGGCACAAUGACACCGGCAGUACCGCAAUGAAGCCCAAGAAGUUCGAAGACGUACACUACGGGCCCGUGCUGGGACUAAGCAGUCACCCGCGCAAGGGCGAGGUAGACCUGAGUGAUCUGAUCCUGUCAUGCUCUGCAGAUUGGACACUGAAGCUCUGGCACAAAUCGACACAGAAGUCGAUCAUCACCUUUGAGGAUUCCGCGGAUUACGUAUACGACGUGGCCUGGUCGCCCGUGCACCCCACUGUAUUUGCCUCAAUCGACGGAGCGAGCAAUCUAAGCCUGUGGAACCUGCUCUCUUCGCAGGAAGUGCCCGUGAAGACUGAAGUAGUCAAUGCAGACGGUGCUGCGUUAAACUGUAUCGAAUGGAACGCAAACGGCACACGUGUCAUGGUGGGCGAUUCGGUUGGCCGGUGUCACUUGUUCGAUAUAGGAGAGGCCUUCUGCAAACCAAGGGAAGACAGCUGGACAGCCCUGCGCGACAUGGUGCGCGAGUUAUUAGCUGAUAAUGCGACGGCGUCGUGAAUGAAAUAGGUUGGCAUCUGUGCCAAGGAUAAUAAAAUAAGCGCAUCGCAGACAGUGUCU
Molecule: messenger RNA, 1377 nt
Organism: Sphaeroforma arctica JP610
Lineage: Eukaryota; Ichthyosporea; Ichthyophonida
Exons: 10
Coding region: 1-1317 (438 amino acids)
Biological process (GO): transport along microtubule
Cellular component (GO): cytoplasmic dynein complex
Molecular function (GO): dynein heavy chain binding; dynein light chain binding
Source: RefSeq, a predicted model, not a curated record